AGGAAUGUCCCUCCUCAGAUAAUGUUAUUUAUAUCUCUGGGCGGGUCCGCGGCUCGGCAGCACCAGGCGCCCGGCGGCCGCUGUGCCAGGAGCCCCACGCUGCCCUCCUCCCCCUGCGCCGCCGCUGCCGCCCCCGGGCUCCCGGUGGCCGCCGCUCGGGUCCCCGCGCAGGGACCCUUCCAUGAAGCCUGAGGCAGGCAUAGUAGCCGCUGAGAAGAGCCUGCUGACAUGACAUCAGCCACGGAGUUUGAAAACGUGGGCAACCAGCCACCGUACAGCCGGAUCAACGCCCGGUGGGAUGCCCCUGACGACGAGCUGGAUAAUGACAACAGCUCCGCCAGGCUUUUUGAGAGGUCCCGGAUCAAGGCAUUGCCGAGGCCCACCAAGGGGAAGAUGCGCAUCCACUGCCUGGAGAAUGUGGACAAGGCCCUGCAGUUCCUCAAGGAGCAGCGCGUGCACCUGGAGAACAUGGGCUCCCAUGACAUCGUGGAUGGCAACCACCGCCUGGUCCUGGGCCUCAUCUGGACCAUCAUCCUCCGUUUCCAGAUUCAGGACAUUGUUGUCCAAACUCAGGAAGGUCGUGAGACGCGCUCAGCCAAGGAUGCGCUGCUGCUGUGGUGCCAGAUGAAGACAGCAGGCUACCCCCACGUCAAUGUUACCAACUUCACCUCCAGCUGGAAGGAUGGCCUGGCCUUUAACGCCCUGAUACACAAGCACCGGCCUGACCUCAUUGAUUUUGACAAGUUGAAGGACUCCAAUGCCCGGCACAACCUGGAGCAUGCAUUUGAUGUGGCCGAACGCCAGCUAGGCAUCAUCCCACUCCUGGACCCCGAAGAUGUCUUCACAGAAAACCCUGAUGAGAAAUCCAUCAUCACCUACGUGGUGGCGUUUUACCACUACUUCUCCAAGAUGAAAGUGCUGGCAGUGGAGGGCAAGCGCGUCGGCAAGGUCAUUGACCAUGCCAUCGAGACUGAGAAGAUGAUUGACAAGUACAGCGAGCUGGCCUCGGACCUGCUCACCUGGAUCGAGCAGACCAUCGUCGUCCUAAACAGCCGCAAGUUUGCCAACUCACUGACCGGAGUCCAGCAGCAGCUGCAAGCCUUCAGCACCUACCGCACUGUGGAGAAGCCGCCCAAGUUUCAGGAGAAGGGCAAUCUGGAGGUCUUACUUUUUACCAUCCAGUCCCGGAUGCGAGCCAACAACCAGAAAGUGUACAUACCGCAUGACGGGAAACUAGUAUCUGACAUUAACCGGGCCUGGGAGAGCCUGGAAGAGGCUGAGUACCAGAGGGAGCUGGCCCUGAGGAGCGAGCUCAUUCGCCAGGAGAAACUGGAACAGCUGGCCCGGCGCUUUGAUAGGAAGGCCGCCAUGAGAGAGACAUGGCUCAAUGAGAACCAGCGCCUUGUGACACAGGAUAAUUUCGGGUAUGACCUGGCAGCCGUGGAGGCUGCCAAGAAGAAGCACGAGGCCAUCGAGACAGACACUGCUGCCUACGAGGAGCGGGUGAAGGCCCUGGAGGACCUGGCCCAGGAGCUGGAGAAGGAGAACUACCAUGACCAGAAGCGCAUCCUGGCCCGCAAGGACAACAUCCUGCGCCUGUGGAGCUACCUGUUGGAGCUGCUGCGGUCCCGGCGCCAGAGGCUUGAAUCCACCCUGGAACUGCAGAAGCUCUUCCAGGACAUGCUGCACAGCAUUGACUGGAUGGACGAGAUCAAGGCUCACCUCUUGUCUUCCGAGUUUGGGAAGCACCUGCUGGAGGCCGAGGACUUGCUCCAGAAGCACAAGUUGAUGGAAGCUGACAUUGCCAUCCAAGGGGACAAGGUGAAGGCCAUUACCACAGCCACCCUGCCGUUCACCGAGAGCACAGGGUACCAGCCUUGCGAUCCCCAGGUCAUCCAGGACCGAGUCAGCCACCUGCAGCAGUGCUUUGGGGAGCUGAGUGAUAUGGCCGCUGGGCGGAAGGCCCAGCUGGAGCAGUCAAAGCGGCUCUGGAAGUUCUUCUGGGAGAUGGAUGAGGCUGAGAGCUGGAUUAAGGAGAAGGAGCAGAUCUAUUCCUCCCUGGACUACGGCAAGGACCUGACCAGCGUGCUCAUCUUGCAGCGCAAGCACAAGGCCUUUGAGGAUGAGCUCCGAGGGCUGGAUGCCCACCUGAGGCAGAUCUUCGAGGAAGCUGAGGGCAUGGUUGCGCGCAAGCAGUUCGGGCACCCGCAGAUCGAGGCCCGCGUGAAUGAGGUGUCGGCCCAGUGGGACCAGCUGAAGGAGCUGGCUGACUUCCGCAAGAAGAACCUCCGGGAUGCAGAGAACUUCUUCCAGUUCCAUGGUGAUGCAGAUGACUUGAAGGCCUGGCUACAAGAUGCCCACCGGCUACUCUCAGGUGAAGAUGUGGGGCAGGAUGAAGGGGCCACACGGGCCCUGGAGAAGAAGCACAAGGACUUUCUGGAGGAGUUGGAGGAGAGCCGUGGGGUAAUGGAGCACUUGGAGCAACAGGCCCAGGGCUUCCCUGAAGAGUUCCGGGAUUCCCCAGAUGUGACCAAUCGGCUGCAGACCCUCCACGAGCUCUACCAGCGGGUGGUGGCCCAGGCAGACUUGCGGAAACAAAGGCUACAGGAAGCUCUGGACCUGUACACAGUAUUUGGGGAGUCGGAGGCCUGCCAGCUGUGGAUGAAGGAGAAGAAGAAGUGGCUGACCCAGAUGGACAUCCCAGACACCUUGGAGGACCUGGACGUUGUACAGCACAGGUUCGUCAUCCUCGAUCAGGAGAUGAAGACUUUGAAGGAUCAGAUUGAUGGUGUGAACCUUGCUGCCAACAACCUGAUGGAGAGCAGCCACCCCCGCAGCAGAGAAGUGAAAACAUACCAGGACAACCUGAACACCAGGUGGAAGGACUUCCAGGACUUGGUGUCACAGCGAAGGGAGGCAGUAGACUCAGCCCUCCGGGUGAACAACUACUGCGUGGACUGCGAGGAGACCAGCAAGUGGAUAGAGGACAAGACGGACGUUGUGGAGGCUAUAAAGAACCUGGGUCAGGACCUGGCAGGCAUCAUUACCAUCCAGAGGAAGUUGUCAGGGUUGGAGCGUGAUGUCGCAGCCAUCCAGGACCGAGUGGGGGCCCUGAAGCGUGAGUCAGAGCAGCUGAUGGAGUCCCACCCGGAGCAGAAGGAUGACAUUGGCCAGCGGUAUGCAGAUGUUGAGAAGCGGUGGGAAACCCUGCAGGAUGCCCUGAAGGACCAGGAGGCCUCCCUCGGUGAGGCCAGCAAGCUGCAGGCCUUCCUGCAGAAUCUGGACGAGUUCCAGGCCUGGCUGUCCAUGGCGCAGAAGGCUGUGGCCUCUGAGGACAUGCCUGAGUCGCUCCCAGAGGCCGAGCAGCUCCUGCAGCAGCAUGCAGCUCUCAAGGAUGAGAUGGACAGUCACCAGGAACGCUACCAGCAGAUCCGGGCCUCUGGGGAGCAGGUGAUCGAGCAGUUCCUACAGCAGCAUGCAGCCAUCAGGCAGGAGAUGGACAGUCCCCAGGAGGGCGACGAGCCACCCGAGGCCUCUGGGCAGGAGGCGACCGAAGCCCACAAGUAUCCGGAGUAUCAGCUCCUGGGCCAGCGGCUGGAGGGCCUGGGCACUGGCUGGGAUGCCUUGUGCCGGAUGUGGGAGAGUCGUGGCCACUCUCUCCAUCAGUGCCGCGGCUUCCAGGAGUUCCAGAAAGAUGCCAAGCAGGCUGAAGCCAUCCUCAGCAACCAGGAAUACACUCUGGCUCAUGUGGAGACUCCAGACUCCCUGGCUGCUGCAGAGGCUGGGAUCCGGAAGUUUGAGGAUUUCUUGAUGUCUAUGGAGAGCAACAAGGAUAAGGUCUUGAGUCCUGUGGACUCUGGAAACAAAUUGGUGGCUGAGGGGAACCUGUACUCGGACAAGAUCAAGGAGAAGGUGCAGCUGAUAGAAGACAGGCACCAGAAGAACAACGAGAAGGCCCAAGAAGCCUCGGUCGUCCUGAAAGACAACCUGGAGCUGCAGCACUUCCUCCAGAGCUGCCAGGAGCUCACUCUCUGGAUCAACGACAAGCUGCUGACAUCGCUGGAUCCCUCCUACGAUGAAAUGCGCAACCUUCCCAACAAAUGGCUCAAGCACCAGGCUUUUGUGGCUGAGCUGGCUUCGCACCAGGGGUGGCUGGAGAACAUUGACGCAGAAGGGGAGCAGCUGAUAGAGGAGAAGCCCUGGUUCAAGAUGAAGGUGUCCGAGAGGCUGGACGCCUUGCACCGGCUCUGGGAUGAGCUGCAGGACACCACCAAGAAGGUGACCGAAGAGCUCUUGAAGGCCAGGAGCUCUGACCUGCGCUCAAGGACCGAAGCGGACCUGAACAAGUGGAUCAAUGCCAUGGAGGACCAACUGCGGUCAGAUGACCUGGGCAAGGACCUGACCAGUGUCAACCGGAUGUUGGCUAAGUUGAAACGAGUAGAGGACCAAGUGAACAUGCGCAAGGUGGAACUGGAGGAGCUGUUUACCUCACCAGGAGAAGACACAGACCUGAGUGUCCAGAGGCGAUUCUUGGACCUCCUGGAGCCACUGGGGAGGAGGAGGAAGCAGCUGGAAUUAUCCAGAGCCAAGCUGCAGAUCAGCCGGGACCUAGAGGAUGAGACGCUCUGGGUGGAGGAGAGGCUGCCGCUGGCCCAGUCAGCCGACUGUGGCACGAAUCUGCAGACCGUGCAGCUGUUCAUGAAGAAGAACCAGACACUGCAGAAUGAGGUCCAGGGCCAUGCACCACGGGUGGAGGAUGUGCUGCAGCGGGGGAAGCAGCUGGUGGUGGAAGCAGAGACCGACCUCCAGGACAUUGAGGAGCGCCUGGGGCACCUGCAGGCCUCCUGGGACACGCUGCGGCAGGCAGCGGUUGGACGGGGGCAGCUCCUGCGGGAUGCCCAUGAGGCACAGCAGUACUACCUGGAUGCUGAUGAGGCUGAGGCCUGGAUCAGUGAGCAGGAACUCUACAUCUUCUCCGAUGAGCCCCCCAAGGAUGAAGAGGGCGCCAUAGUGAUGCUGAAGCGGCACCUGCGGCUGCAACGCACCGUGGAGGAGUACGGCAGGAACAUCAAGCAGCUGGCUGGCCGGGCACAGAGCCUGCUGGGUGCGGGCCACCCUGAGGGGGAACAGAUUAUCAGACAUCAGGGGCAAGUGGACAAACAGUAUGCGGGGCUGAAGGAAAUGGCUGAGGAGCGCAGACGGAAGCUGGAGAACAUGUACCACCUGUUCCAGCUGAAGAGGGAGGCUGAUGACCUGGAUCAGUGGAUGACAGAGAAGGAGAAGGUGGCCUCCGACCAGGAGAUGGGGCAAGACUUUGACCACGUGACUAUGCUCAGAGACAAGUUCCGAGACUUUGCCCGGGAGACUGGGGCAAUCGGGCAGGAGCGGGUAGACAAUGUGAAUGCCAUCAUUGAGCGGCUCAUCGACGCCGGCCACAGCGAGGCGGCCACCAUUGCUGAGUGGAAGGAUGGGUUGAACGACACGUGGGCAGACCUGCUGGAGCUCAUCGACACCCGCAUGCAGCUACUGGCAGCCUCCUACGACCUGCACCGCUACUUCUACACGGGUGCUGAGAUCCUAGGCCUCAUUGAGGAGAAGCACCGGGAGCUGCCCGAGGACGUGGGGCUAGACGCCAGCACAGCAGAGUCCUUUCACCGCGUGCACACUGCCUUCGAACGGGAGCUCCACCUCCUGGGCGUGCAGGUACAGCAGUUCCAGGAUGUGGCCACACGCUUACAGACGGCGUACGCUGGGGAGAAGGCAGAUGCCAUCCAGGGCAAGGAGCAGGAGGUGUCCGCGGCCUGGCAGGCACUGCUCGACGCCUGUGCCGGGCGCCGGACCCAGCUGGUGGACACGGCUGACAAAUUCCGCUUCUUCAGCAUGAUCCGAGACCUCUUGUCCUGGAUGGAGAGUGUCAUCAGGCAGAUUGAGACCCAGGAGAAGCCCAGGGAUGUCUCCUCAGUGGAGCUGCUCUUGAAGUAUCACCAGGGCAUCAAGGCAGAGAUCAACACCCGGGCCAAGAACUUUAACACCUGCCUGGAGCUCGGGGAGUCCCUGCUGCAGCGGCAGCACCAGGCCUCGGAUGAGAUCCGGGAGAAACUGCAGCAGAUGAUGGCCAAGCGGCUAGAGAUGGAUAAGAAAUGGGAGGACCGGGAGGACCGGCUCCGCAUGUUGCUCGAGGUGUGCCAGUUCUCCAGGGAUGCCUCUGUGGCUGAAGCAUGGCUGAUCGCCCAGGAGCCCUACCUGGCCAGCCGGGACUACGGGCACACGGUAGACAGUGUGGAGAAGCUGAUCAGGAGGCACGAGGCUUUCGAGAAAUCCACAGCCACCUGGGCAGAGCGCUUCGCCGCUCUGGAGAAACCCACGACGCUUGAGCUUAAAGAGCAACGCCAGUCCCCAGAGAGACCCACAGAGGAGCCUGGGCCUCAAGAGGAAGAAGGCGAGACAGCCGGGGAGGCGCCCCAAGCCUACGCGACCACCACCGAGAGAGCAUCCCCGCCUCUCCACAUCAGAGCAGGCCUGGUAAAAGCCAGCCCCCUUCUUCAGGGGGAAGAAGUGCGGUCAUGGACUCAGGACCUGCAGCCACCACCCCUGCCAGGGCAGCAUGACGACAGGGGGCAGGACAAGUCCAUCGGAGACGAUGGGCCUGCCUCGGAGCCCCUCUUCAAGGCCCUGGACACGCCUCUGAGUGAAGGCGAUGAGCCCACGACGCUGCCGGCCCAGCUGGACCACGGGCAUGGCGUGCAGAUGGAGGGCUACCUGGGCCGCAAGCAUGAUCUGGAGGGGCCCAACAAGAAGGCGUCCAACAGGUCGUGGAACAACCUCUACUGCGUGCUCAGGAACAGCGAGCUGACCUUCUACAAGGAUGCCAAGAACCUGGCUCUAGGGGUGCCCUACCACGGAGAGGAACCCCUGGCCCUGAGGCAUGCCAUCUGCGAGGUGGCAGCCAACUACAAGAAGAAGAAGCACGUCUUCAAACUGAGGCUCAGCAACGGCAGCGAGUGGCUGUUCCACGGCAGGGACGAGGAGGAGAUGCUGUCCUGGCUGCAGGGCGUGAGCACGGCUAUCAGCGAGUCCCAGAGCAUCCGCGUCAAGACCCAGAGUCUGCCCCUGCCCUCCCUCACGGCCCCCGACGUCAGCCUCGGCAAGAAGGACAAAGAGAAGAGAUUCAGCUUCUUCCCCAAGAAGAAGUAGCCGUGGGCGGCCCCGCAGGUGGGGACGCGCAGGGACCCGGCCCGUCCUCCCCGCCUGCGCCUGUCCUGCUCCGCCCGCCCACGGGCUGCUGCACUAAGCCGCCGCCGGCCAGCACACCGGCCAGCACGCCCGCCUCGCCCAGCCGGGGUCUCCCUGCCCCCCAAAGCUGGAGCAGGCCACCGGGCUCCUCGAGCUGCCCACUCCCCAGCAAGCCUUGCUUGGGGUUAUGCCCAACCAGUCAUGGCCAGAGAAAGAAGAAGGGAAGAGGGACUUGGGGCAACCGACCUGUCUCGGAGGGACAGACAGGGUGCUGCUAGGGACUGAGGGAACAAGGAGAGAUGCAGGCCUCCCUACUGAGCCUCUCAGAGCGUACUUGCUCCAGGGCCUGUGUGCCCCUAACUCCCCGUGGGGCAGAGCCCCUGCCCCCAUUUAGAGUGUCCAGAGGGAAGAGCCUCCUGCUGCCCCAGCACCGUGGAUGGAGGAAGAACCAGCAGCUCGCAAACCAUUCCUCCAGAAGCCCCAGUUAAGAGUUUGGGCUCAGGGCUCAGAAGGAGAGGAGGGGCCAGACAGGUCCCAACACUGCCGAAGGCUCUGCCUCCGGCCACACCCAGUAGCAGCCAAACCAGCAAAGGCCAGCAGAGGCAGGGCCCCCAGGGAGCAGUGUAGGCCCUGAUACAAGUUGGGUACCCCAGCGCAGGAUUAAAGCCUCCCAGAGCAAAUGCCUGCUGUGCCCUGCCUGUCUGCAGCUGCUAACCCAGGGGUACUGACUGGGCAGAGAGCAGAAUUACCACCUGGUGUGGCACCCAUGGCCAUACCUGGGUAUUGCCACCAUCAUGCAUCUAUCGUGACAGCAGUAGAUGCUGGGGCCGGAGCCCUUCUUGAUCAGGACCUUGUCCUGCAGGCCUGGCCUAGGCUUCUGGGGAUCACAUGCAGAGAUCACCAGACAUCUAACCCCUGUAUCCAGGCACCAGAAGGGAUGCUUCAGUCUGUCCCCAGGGAGAGAUGUCCUCAUGCUUUUGGAAGGGGGACCAUCCAGACCCCUUAGUACUGACCUGGGCUCUACACAGACGUCCCCUGUCACUGUACUCUGAAGGCAGUGUAGCUUUCUCUAGCAGCCACAGCCAAGAAGGGCCACAUGGGGGGCAGCUGGUGUGUUCUCCAAGUGAGGCCACAAGCGUUCCCCAAGGCCCGCGGCCAGUUUCUGUGGCCUCCUCAGGAGAAGGUACCUGGGCUGGGGGGAUGAAUUUGGUGAAGCUAAAGGACAAGCCACAGGGGGAGGCACCAUUAUGAGGCCUCUCAAGAGCCCUGACUACUAGCCUGGCAUGCAGCCCUGACGCUGCCAGUGACCCCAGCUCCAGCGGACAGGAAGCACACAAAGGAAGAUCCCACAGCGGUGUUUCACCUGCAUAGCCAAGGUCUUUAUCUGGCCUCGACUAUAGGACCUGUGGCCCUGGGCUUCUACAGGGAACCUAGCUGGUAGCAUUCACCAGCCCCUGUCCAGCCAGGGAAACCAGAGCAAGAGGCAGGGGGGUGACGGCACACCCCCGUGCUUUGGGGAGCAUGUCCAUGCCUCAGGCAGGAGACCGUUCCCCUGGCCAAUCUUAGGGAGCCAAGGCACAAGGGCCUCCCACCCCUCCAAGUGUGCCCAGGCAGCACCUCAGGUGAGGCAUUUCCAGCAGGUGACGCCACGGAGCUCCAAUGAAUUGGAGCUCAAUUGGAGACUGAGCUUCAGUGAAGAGCUAGGAAUUCACCACCCCAAGUCCCCAGAUUGGGCAAGGGCAACCAGCUGCAUGUGACCCAUCACCUCCCGCCAGCUACCCACGCGUCCUGCCCACGUCACCCAGGCCCCAGGACACUCGACCAACUGGACUGACACUGCAGGCGCCCAUCCCCAGGAGACCCUGUGCCACUGUAGGGCCAGGCUUUCCUGGUGCCCAGCAAGGCACCUCUUCCCUCCUUCCUUCUGUCCUCCCUCCCCCACCCAUUACAUUUUCUACUCCAUUCUUUUCCUUACAGUAUUCCUAACUAGGUUGGCACAGCUCCAGUCACACCAGCAAAACGGGCUUCCUCCCUGAGCAGGCUAGAGGAAGCUCCUCCGGGCAUGGUCAGGCGGUCCUCCAUCCCUCUCUCCUUCCCUUCAGCUCUGGCCUCAGCUGACUCUGGCUGAGGGCAGAACUGGAGGCACCUGGGGCUCUCUGCCCCACCUACCUCCAGCUCGUGUACCCUACGGGAGGCCUGUGUCGGGCUCGGCUUCCCUCUACCCCACUCCUGUCUGUCUAUGGAAGCACAGCCAGGUCCCCUAGGCUGGUUCUGGGUCCCCUUCCUCCACGGGAGGAGGCAGGAAUCCAGAGGAUGAGGCCAGCAAGCCAUGUGGCUUGGUCCCUUGGUCAAGCAAGCUCAGGGAGGAUGCGAAAGAGGAGGUGACCACAGAGGAAUGCACCCCUGUCGGACAGACCAUGUCAUCUGGAGCUGGCCCUGAGGUCGGCUGGGCUUGUCCUCCACCUGCUCAAACGUGCUUCCACCAACCAGAGGACACUCAUUUACUAGUUUUUCUAAUAAAUCAAUAAUGCUCUA
Octodon degus (degu) is the source of this 9768-nucleotide messenger RNA. RefSeq names its product spectrin beta, erythrocytic (gene Sptb). The record is from RefSeq and is a predicted model, not a curated record. Bases 229 to 7194 code for a protein of 2321 amino acids. Gene Ontology annotation, cellular component: cell projection; cortical actin cytoskeleton; spectrin. Gene Ontology annotation, biological process: actin cytoskeleton organization. NCBI's taxonomy places the organism in Eukaryota, Metazoa, Chordata, Mammalia, Rodentia, Octodontidae. Gene Ontology annotation, molecular function: phospholipid binding; structural constituent of cytoskeleton; actin filament binding. The transcript is spliced from 36 exons.